UAAAACCGCAUCUCAGCAUAAAUAAUUAUGUUAUCCAGUCGUCCCUGGGGAUCCUCGAGUCUCUCGAGAGAUGAUUAGGCAGGAGGUGGCAAUGUUAAGCCCUCAAUUCAUCCAGGGCUCAGAUCGUGUGGGGUGUUCCUCAUAAUUGUCCGCCAAGGCGAGGUCGAAUGUUCGAAUGCGGCAAGCUCAUCAAUAAAACGAACAAGGACGGAUGUCGCUUCUUGGUGCUGCAGGGCCAUACGGAACCGUCUGGUCGUUCGCGUUCUCGCACGACGAGAGGGUGCAGAUCUGGGACGCCGUAACGGGCGCCGAGCGGCAGGUGCUACAGACUGGCUUCGUGUAUGACCUUCACUUCGACCUUGGUGGGAAACAACUUCUCACAGAUAAAGGAGCAUUUUCCAUUGCGCCGCUCGAGAAGGAUAUGCCUGAUCAAGAUUAUAGUGAUGUUCUGCAUAACCAUGCAACGCGCGAUGCGCUAGUAUCAGCUCGGCAACCAGAAAGUUAUGGUAUAAGUCAAGACUCACGUUGGAUUAUGUUUGGCGAGAAAAGUGUUUUGUGGUUACCUCCUGAGUACCGUUCCGGCAGGUCAGCCAUAUCUGGCGACACCAUUGUUAUUGGUUGCCAGAAUGGGAAAGUUUUGAUCAUGUGCUUUAAACAAUCACUCUAUUUCUUUGCGAGGGAGGGUCCUAGGGUUUCGCCACUGUUUAUCUUCUAUAGACACCAAUUGCGAAAUUCUUCUGGCAUUUUCUAGGAUGAUCCUUCUAUAGAUAAAGAUUAUAUCAUAUGUA
Messenger RNA from Truncatella angustata, 788 nucleotides. RefSeq lists its product as uncharacterized. The transcript has a single exon. NCBI's taxonomy places the organism in Eukaryota, Fungi, Ascomycota, Sordariomycetes, Amphisphaeriales, Sporocadaceae. Bases 212 to 751 code for a protein of 179 amino acids. The record is from RefSeq and is a predicted model, not a curated record.